Dothidotthia symphoricarpi CBS 119687 is the source of this 495-nucleotide messenger RNA. RefSeq lists its product as uncharacterized. Lineage: Eukaryota; Fungi; Ascomycota; Dothideomycetes; Pleosporales; Dothidotthiaceae. The transcript is spliced from 2 exons. The record is from RefSeq and is a predicted model, not a curated record. The coding region runs from base 1 to 495 and encodes 164 amino acids.
AUGUUUUACGUCAUGUAUCUCACAGGCCUCUGCCAACGCCGCCACUGGCCAGAACCCAUGUUCCAAUCGUACCGCACUCGUUACGGCUAUGGAUGUACUGUUCGGGUAAACAACAGGGAGUACUCUACGGAUGUGGACUACGAAUCGGAUGACUUGGCGAAGAACGCUGCUGCCACCCGAGCAUACAUGAUCUGCCGCAACUUCAGCGUCAAUGACGGCAGAUGCCCUAGCCAAGGAGGUGUCGUCCAGGGGCUUCCCGUGGCUAUCGGUACCGGAAGGAGGGACACUUGCAUCUCGCAAGACUACGACAGCGCCAGCAACUCGAGUGGCGGAACCAGCCCACGCAACAGUGACUGCGGUCUUGACGCAAUGGGACGACGAACCAGCAAAGUCUCCGUAUCACCAUCAGUAUCCAACUGCUAUUGUGGCCGUGGAACUGUUCGUGCUUACGAAAGAUGCACAAACUGCCUUCGCGAGGCCGGAUACGCAUGCUGA